This is a messenger RNA of Lates calcarifer (barramundi perch), 12406 nucleotides long. Its product is annotated as CREB3 regulatory factor. The record is from RefSeq and is a predicted model, not a curated record. Gene Ontology annotation, biological process: response to unfolded protein; regulation of transcription by RNA polymerase II. Gene Ontology annotation, molecular function: DNA-binding transcription factor activity, RNA polymerase II-specific; RNA polymerase II transcription regulatory region sequence-specific DNA binding. The transcript has 10 exons. Lineage: Eukaryota; Metazoa; Chordata; Actinopteri; Centropomidae. Gene Ontology annotation, cellular component: nucleus. Bases 1000 to 2604 code for a protein of 534 amino acids.
GCUCUGUCUGCGGGCAACAUAAACGCGCCUUUACGUUAAGUUUGACGACUGAGAAGUUACUGAUAAAUAGAAAUAAGCACCAACAGACAGAUUCAUGUGGGCUUUAACGGUCUUCUAUGAUAAAAAUGGCUACUUUCACAUGGAUUUACAUACAGUAGCAUACAUGGCACAGAACUACACUUGACUUGGAAUAUUUAAAUGCAUCAUAUUCGGUGAUUUAUAGGAAAUCGGAGCUUUGUGAGCGGGGAACAUUAUUCCCCAGUAUCUUUAACAUGUUUUAUAUUUUAGAAACAGUGCCUGGUUAUAUUUCUGCAGCCCUUUAAACGAUACAUUUAUACUUGUGUUACAUUUUGCAUACAUUCUUACGCUUAUGUAGGCAGAUAAAAUCGCUCCAAGUGUGUUUUUUUUAUUUCUUGACUCGUCCAAACUUCACAGUUUAAUGUUAGUAAACCUGCCUUUUACACUGAGAGGACUAUAACUUGCCUGGGCCUGUAACAUUACCACCACCAAUCGGCAGCAGCACCUGCAGGUGGACAAACAGCAGCCAAACUUGUUCUGUGAUUUAUUCUUCCUCCUCAACUUUAAUAUUUAACCAAAAAAAAAAAAAAAAAAAAAAAGUCCGAGGGUGCGAAGGCAGAAAGCAGACUUUCUGCCUGCACGUAGCUGGAGCCGUUAAACGCUGAAGCCGAUCCACAUGCUCAGAAAUCGGCCGUAUUAACAAUUAAUAUUGGACAUCCGGUGGCACUGCCAGCUGCGCCCCAUUUUUAUUGUUGUCUGUGCGCUGAAAGGAUCCCUGUUGUCUCGGCUGGAUACUCCGCGACGCGUGGUGGCUGCUUCUGGCUGGGAGGCUGAGAGCUGCAGGGCUGCGACAUGUGAAAAGAGCUCGACCCCUUGACCCUCACAACUCUCGACCUUAGAUCUGAACUUGAAUGUGUUUCUGCAGCAGAACUCUCUUGAACUGACGUUGUGACCGCGACCUGACACCCUCCUGCCUCGGGCAUGCCUCAGCCGGGUAUGAAUGGGAUGGAGCCUGCGUUUGGCGAGGCCUACGGGGGACACAGGGGUCUGCUGAGCCCCUACCCUCUGGCCAUGUCGCCACAAGGGGGCAGGACCGAGUACGACCAGAGCGUGCUCCUCAUGCUGGGCUCCCCGGCAUCGCCAAGGAAACGGCCCUUUGAGUUGCUAAGCGACCUGGUGGAUGACGGUGGCUUCGGCGAGGACCUCCACCCGGAGCGCUGGGACGUGUCCGCGCUGGACGAGAUGGCUCGCUACACCAAGCUGGGCCUCGGGGUGGGAGGGGAGCUGCUGGCCUGCUCCGAGGAGGCCGUCCUGAUGGGCCGCUGGGGGAGGAGCCGGGAGGAGCAGGAGGAGGAAGAGGAGGAGGAGAGGAGGAGGAGGAACAGACACACGGCAGGGCCUCCCGUCACCCAGGAAGUCCAGGCCACCGCUGCAGGGAGGGAGGAGGGGCGUAUAUCUGUUGCCACGACAACAGAGAGGGAGUUGUGUGUUGCAGGAAGAGCGGCGGGAGGAGGACAGGAUGGGGGGAUGCUGAGGGAGCGUACGGUGGAGGUGUAUCAGGUGGCACAGGAGGAAGAGGAAGUGGUUGCGGCAGCGGCGGCGGCGGCAGGUUUGGCUCUGGAGCACUGCAGCGAGGAGCACAACUACUCCCUGAGCCAGGGAGGGGAGCUGGGAACAGGUCCUGGUCCUCAGACAGAGGAGGUGCGAGUUGGGGAGACGCAGCAGGAGGUGCGGGCCAGGGAGGAGAGCCAGGCCAAGACUGAGCUAGAUCUGGAGGACGAGGACGAAGAGCAGGAGGAAGAGGAGGAGGAGGAGGAAGACGAAGAGGAGGAGGAGGAGGAAGAAGGAGAGGAGGGAACGGAGGAGACGGCGGUGGAGGCCGAACUCUCCAGCUCCUCAGAAACUGAAUGUGAGGUGGAGGCAGAGCCAGCGAGGCAGCCAGGUGAACGUCCAUCAAAGCGCCGAUGCUUCUGGGAGUACAGACGCGCCCGGGAGUCAGCCACAAAGAAGAAGCUGGGCGGAGACGUCCACUGGUCUCUGUCCUGGAGCUCCAGCACUCUGCCCAGCACACUGUACCGCAGAGAGGGCAAAAAAGGGCGCCGCAAAGCCCGCAAGACGGACGCCAGCGACCUGACACCAAACCCACAGAAGCUCCACAACAUCGGGGAGCAGCUGCAGAAGCUCAACGCUGCCAUCGACGGCAUGGGUCCUGUCAACGACCUACCUGCCGUGGCCCGAGCCCGGUCUCGUAAGGAGAAGAACAAGCUAGCCUCCAGGGCCUGCCGACUGAAGAAGAAGGCUCAGCAUGAAGCCAACAAGAUCAAGCUGUGGGGGCUCAACCAGGAGUAUGAGAACCUGCUGGGAGCUUUACUGCGGAUCAAGGAGGUGAUCAGACGACGAGUGGAGAGCAGCGAGGAAGAGGACACAGAUGAACGGGGGAUGACCCAGCGCCUGGAAGACAUCCUCCGAGAGUCCAGUGGUCCUUUAGUUGCCGGGCGGACCAAAGACUUUGUGCAGAGGAUUUUGGCGGCCAGUCAGAACCAGCGCAAAGAGCCCCCGCAGGAAGGAGACGAGACAGCGGGGUAAACUCACCCAGCAACCCCCCCACCCACCUCCACCUCCUCCUCCUCCUCCCUCCGUCGCCCACGCCCUCCCUCACCCAGCACCACCAACCAACCUGACCUGACCAAGCUUCUCUCCACCACCUCCACUCUCACAGUGUAAAAGUAAGAGCAAAGAGGUGAAGCAGAGGUGGCGAGGCUGGGAAAAUAGAGGAGGAGGAGGAGGAGGAGGAAGGAGUAGCCUAAACAAAAUGGGAGUAAAUUGCCACCCUGCUCCCAGUCCUCUCCUGUUGGCCCUCCAAACAGCAGCCGUCUUCACCGCUCUGUCUCUGCAGGCUGCACCACAACCACCACCAGAUCAGAGCUGCUGCUGCCGCUGCUGACGUCUCUGUAUUCUGUGUUCUCUGUGAGCGUGUGUGUGUGCGCGCGCGUGCGUGUGUGUUGGAUAUGUAACAUACUGUAUGAGCGUGUAUAGUGUUCCUCUCUCCCUCUGUGUGCUGUAUUUGUAUCCCAUUGUGCCUAUGAAUAGACAUUGCACUGUUUUGUAGAUGGUUGUAGUUGUCAGCAGGGGACCGGUAGUGAGCCGAGGGCGAGGGGGCAUUUGAGGAUAGAGGAAGUGCUAAAAUAAGGAAGUGGGAGGAGCCCAGGCCUGGAAAACAAAGAAGCGUGUGUGUGUGUGUGAGUGUGAGUGUGUGUGUGUUUUUUUUUCGUAUUUGACUGGGCUCCUAUAGAAACACUGCAUACCAUUCGGAUUGCAUCGGCAUCUAAAAUGUCAGUUAGUGUUGUGAUACACAACAAGUGAUGGAGUCCUGAUGCCAGAUCAGCUGUUAAUGGAAACAACAGCGUGUUUGUUGUGGAAAAGUCCUUGGAGCUUUAAUACCACCCCCCCCUCUUAAACUCCCCUUCACUCCAUCAAAAUGUAAGCAAAGUUCAAAACGAAAGAGAAAACUGCACCUUAAUUCAAACUGACCAAAGAUAACUGAAACUGCUGAACCACUCGAGAUGCUGCCAACCAUUACCACAUCAUUAUAUUUUAAAAAGUGACCGAUACACUAACUGAAAUAUUUUGAUUGUUGUCAUGUUUACCUGCAUGCGUCCUUAAAGGAUGACGUUACUGAACAGACUUUAAUCCCCUUCACCUAAAUGCACUACCAUCAUGGGUCUGAGAGACUGUGGUGUGACAGACAGGAAAUGACUGACCGGUCACAGUUUGUUCAGCCUUUUAGCUCUGCAGCCUGGUGCUCCUUUAGCUUAUCUGCAGUGGCUUUAUUUUUACCCACAAAAGGGAAGUGUCCUCAAUGCCUUCCCCAAGCCCUCUCCUCAACCCCUGACCUGAUUAUGUAGCGCACCUUCCUGAAUUGCAAUGACAAAUAGAGAAAAACACUUGUAGAGCUAGAAAGCAAAUAAGUUUAAUUUGUUUUGUUUUGUUUUUUGUUAUAAUUUUGUUGUUAUUUGGCAACGCCACAGCCCACAGAGUGGGCGUCAGUCUUGAGAGUUUUGAAAUCUGCCUUUCUUCUGUGGUCUUUGCUGAAGCUGUAGACCAACCUGUCCAAGGUCUCUAAAUGUUGUUGGACAUAAAAUGUCAAGGACCCUUUGAAUUGCACUGUGGUAAGAGCAACUAAGCACCUUUUGAAGAGGGCUUCAGAUCCUCCAAAAGAGAAAAAAAGACUCUUGGCACCUUUUUCUAAAGACAGAUAUUGAUUGAGAAACUUGUGGGCGCCCAGCGCUUUGUGACCGUCUGGUGGUCUCGGUUUGUUUCCGUAUGGUGCUACUGUAUGACGAAAAAAUAAAAAGCAAUGGAAACCUGAGCGGAGGCAUCAGGCAGUAACUGCUGACUGGGUUUUGGCCUGAGAGCACAUAUUGUUGUAAUAGGCAGUUUGUUUGCAUAAUGACGCCUUUCUGAAGUGCCUGGAGCUUAAAGCCACAGGGACCUGUGUUAUUAUGCCUGAUCUUAAACCCUAUUACAAGGUAAAACGUAACCCAUGACUACUGCUCCGAGCUCGGCCUCACUUGACUUUACUUAGAAAAGAAAAAAAAGCUGCAGGCUUGUGUAGGAUCCUCUCACGUACUCAGCCAAAAAACAGUCAACCAAAAUAUUUUCCGUACAGAUUAAAACCUAUACAUGGAAACAGUAGCUGGCACCGGUUUCUGUGAACAUCAUCUCUGGGAAAUAUAAGUGGAGGAGUGGCUGUUCGCUAAGCAGUCCCCUUUGUUUUUCAACCUUGACAAGCUCCCAUCUGGGCUGCGUUCCAAAGCUGCUGCUCUAUAACACUGUUCCCCCUCCUAUGGAAAUUCCAUUUCCUGUCUCAAUCAGGAGAGGGGCAGUUUACCCUGAACUCCUCUCUGCGUGGAGGUUUUGCUCAUGGUCAGUUUGAAAGCUGCGGAUUCAAGAGUUCAGGGCGGUUUCAGUGCUGCUCCUGUUUUACUCUCGGUAUCCUUUUAAUUCUGGGAAAUGUUACUCACGGUCGUAUGAAUAUAGAGCUGUACUGUAAACAGAGGAUUCCUGUUGUUGAGCUGGAAAGGUUCUGCUGCUGGUGAACAGAGCGCUCAAGCUCUGAUGCCAAAGACUGAUAGUCUGUGGCUUCGCAAGAAAAGACGCAGCAGCAGGAGGCUCUGAUAUCACUGAGGCUUCUUAAACAUCACCACAGAAACCUGGUCGGGGUUUGGUGUGAUUAUUUUACGGUAAUAAAAAAGAAAAGACAGAUGAUCCAGGACAAGUCCAACACAGAGGCCAGUAGAGGAAAACUCUCAGCCUGUUUGGUUAAAGGUGCUCUCUGCGUGCUUUCUGCUGCUGAGAAGUGCAUUCCUCCACCUCCCACUUUCUUUCAAGGCUUGGGAAGUUGGCGUCGCUGCCAGCGGAGUCACAGGAUCUCAUGCUGGCAGCAGCUUCCUUCACAUGCCCUCAUGCAGCAACAAACUAAAAAGGAGGAAACCGCAGAAAACAACUGCGCACAUCGCUGAAGUUUAAAACGUCGUACGACCCAUCUGUCACGUCGGAGGAGGUAGAGGUCUUUGGGUUCAACAGAGAUUCCACUUUGAAUGCAUAAGUGUGUCCUGAUGUUUUCCUUCCUCCAAAGUGGUGUUACGUAACACUCAACACCAUCUGCUGUGUACAUUCAUCUAUAUGCCAAAAACUGAACUGAAGAGAAAACUGUUGUAACACAGUGAAUUCCAGCCACAGAUCCAAACAACAAACAAGACAUGAUGCUGGGUUUUACACAACUAGUGAGCUCAUAUCAGGGUUUCAAUUGAUACUGCAGCAUGUUUCCUCUUUAAACAAACAUUGACAUUUUUGUAUCAUGGUAUAUCCCUUUAACUGUGAAGCUUUAAUGGGGAGGAGCCAGUCUUGGCAAGGCCGCUAGUCUCUGCUCAGAUGCUCGAUUGAGUUUCCCAGAAAGCCUGUGUUUAUGUAUACCUGGAAGCAGGAGGCAGAUAUCUGAGGGGGAAACUGGAAUGAGCCAAAGAUGUCUGCUGUUUGGUCACAGUUUCUGUAGCUGUUUUCGUGACGCUCACGACAGGGUGAGCUUAACCCGGGUCACCUGCAGAACAGCUGGGAUUUAAAGAAUACAGAACUGAUGCUCUCCGCUUACAGAUUUAGCCAACUCUGACCUAAUAUGGACAAUGACUUUGCAAAAACUGGACGAUGUGUAUCUCAGUUACUUCCUCAUUGGGUGUCACCAUCUGCCAGACGAAGACAGGGAGAAGUAAACAGUCCUGAAACUCACUGAUGUGCUCACUGACCUUUUUUUUUUUUUUUUUUUUUUUUGAGAAAGAGAAAGUUUUGAGAAGGAGAAAGUUUUUCAGUCCCCAGUGUGAAAGAUCCACAUCAGCUGUCGGGGGGGAGGCAGUGAUAGUUUGAAACCCUGAAGAGUGCAGAACAGGUUUAGCUCCCCAGGUUCCUUUAGAUGUCUAGAGGUUAAAUAGGACUGUAGGGUGAAGACUCUCUGUUCUGCUGCUUCCCUGUAUCUGAGGGAGACUCUUUCUGUUGUAAUUGGCUGAAGUUACAUUCCAUGUCACCUGGGUGCGGCUCUGUUGCAGCUGCUGAUAACUAUCUGCUGUCACUGUUGCCAAUAUCCACUGGACGCAUGAGCAAAGCAUCUCACUCACAGCUAUUUUAUCCAUUAAUGUUAUUUUUUUGCCUUUCACUUAACUUUAUUUAUAUGUAUUGACAUUAAGUUAAUAUUUACUGAUGCAUUUGUUACUAAACUUUAGAAGAAUGGCAGGUUUUCGCUCUGCUGGUGUACACAAUUUAGUGAUGACAAACAAACAAACUUGUAUUCAGUUAUAUUAGUGAGACAGCUGUAACGUAUGUUGGCAACAUGGCUGCUGAAGGACGCAGAGCUUACAGACGAUCUGCUUCAAAAAGCCUCCAGUGGAUGUUUGAGCUGCAACAAAGACAGAAAAUGAAUCAAUCGACAGUUCUGAUGAGCAAAUAAGUCAUUUAACAAGCUAAACUCUCAGUAAUAAUAACAUCUACUGCUUCCAGCGUCUGUUAAGUCAGGAUUUACUGCCCGUCUCUAUCAUUGUGAUUGGAAUAUCUUUGGGUUUUUGACUGAUUGUCAGGAAAAAACCAAGCAUUUUGAAACCCUUAUCUUUGGCUCUGGGAACUUGUGAUGGGCAUUUUAUAGACUGAAUGAUUCAGUGAUGGAAGAUAUUAUUUGGAGCCCCUGAUGGCCUGAAAGGUUCAUCAGCUGCCUUGCCCAGAGGUAUUUCUCUCCAUUUGUGCCCGUGCUUUGAUUAAGAUAUCCAGAUUCUAACAUCGGCUCUGCUAGAAAAACACUAAUGCAAGUCUGGGUAGACAAAUGUAAAAGUAGUGUCAGACUUCAGAGGACAGGCAGAAGCUGUUGUCCCUCAUGUGACUGCAGUGGGUUUUUUUGGACCAGGCGUUGAGGCGUUGUGGAGCGGCGGGCUGAAUAGACCCAUCAGUAAGCCUACACUGGUGGGACGCUGCUGACCUCCGGGUGCCCGUCCCCACUCUGCUCCAGCGCUCACAUUGUCGGAGACACUCAGGCUUCUCCGAUUUCAAAGGCGACGGGCCUCCGGGCAGAGGAGGCCGGGGGAAACGGCACUUAGCCGGGGCCUCGGAGAAGUUUAUCCGAAACCUUUUAAUCCCCUUCACCACCACCUCCACCUCCGCCCCCCUGUCACACACUCUGACAGCUGCAGAGGACGACUUCAGUCGAAUCGCUGCCGCCCACUGCGACGGCCUGCAUCUUGAUGCCCCCGUCUCCUCUGUCACUGGCCUGGAAACCUCCAUCUGGGCAGGAGCCAGAUGGGGGAAGGUGUUAGUUUAGACCUGCAGGCCCACAUGGAGUUUUCUUAUGAGUGAAAGUGAGGUGGAGGAAGCUGGCUGAGGCUAGCUGCAGUUUGUGCCUCUGAUGUCUAAUCAUUACGUUCAAGUCUCAGAGCUGAGCAUCUGUUUUUCUGAAACAUAAAUCUCUGGCGAUCUUUCAGGAUCCCAGACGGCUGUUUAAAGACCCUGAAACCUGUUUCCUUAAUCAGCUUCUUACUGUGAGUGAUGAGAUCUUACAUGUGCACGCAGUUUACUGCCAGAGAUUUCUCUGUUUAGCCUUUUUCUCUGUGCUUUUCUCACUAGUUUAAAGUGGGCAGGACUCAGGUGGAAAAGAAGGUGAAUUUCUGUGCACCAAUCAGGAUUAGCAGCAUUUAAAUCAAAGUGUGAUGACAGUGUUUUUGGUGUGUUUGGCCCCUGUCAAUCAAAUCUGCACAGUCCUGACACGGCAGGUUAACAGUGUUAAACUCUAAUUGAUAAUUCCUUGAUAAUUUCCAUGCCUGGAAAUUACUGGACUGAGGCAGUGAGGCACUAUCCGUUAAAGGUUUAAAGAAAUCACUCAACAUUUUGGGAAAUACUAUUAUUAUCUUUCUUACUGAGAGUUAGCAGAGCCCGUUAGCUUAGCUCAACAUUAAGAACAGGGAGACUGCUAACCUGGUUUUCUCCAAAGGUAACAAACCAAAUUCCUCCACUCAGCACUUCUACAACUCACUAAUUAACACAUUAUAUCUUGCUAAUUGAAAAAACAAAGUGUGAAAAUUUAAAGUGGUGUUUUAAUGGGAAGUUACAUGUGGGACUGUUUCUUGGCUGAGUGCACAGACUUCCUUUCACAACGAGGUGUUAGUUUUGUUUUAGACAACAACAACUGAACACAUGUCUGAUCCACUAACACAUGUUCAUAUUCAUGUAACUUUUCAUAGCAGUGUGUGAAAGUUGUACAUGGUGCUAACAUCCGGUGGGUGAACAGUGGGUGGUAAAAGUUUUUGAAAUCUCAGCAGAGAUUGAAAACACAGAUGCUCAGCUCUCUGUUGUAAAUGUAAUGAUGAUGUACGAGAGGCAGCUGAAACGCACCUCGUGGCUUUAACCAAAACCAAGUCAGUCGUUUCUGUCCAGAUCUGCGAUGAGUCCAGAUGGAGGGCCGGUGCUGUGGAUGUGACGUCUGGUUAUAAAUGAAAUGAUGUGGGACUGAUUAAUCACAUCCCUGCCGGUUCUUAAAUCUGUCUGAAAACAUGCUGAAUGAUGGGAGGAAAGGAAAACCAAGAGACAAGAAACAUUCCACAAUGCCAUGUCAUAUACUGUACAGCAACCCCUUAACUUCUCUUCUUCUGUUUUCCUCCCCUCCCUCCUUCCCCCUCCUUCUGUCUUUCAGUAACCCAGUAAUCACAGUACUACAGUAAUACUUUGGACCUGUUAACACAUUAACACAUCUUUAUGUACAACUCCUUCGUCAGUAAGUAACCUUUAAGAAAAUAGUUCAAAAAAACGAAACAAAAAAAUACAAGAAGUGCCGUACAAAUAGAAGCCUAAUAUUUUUUGUUUUGGUUUUGUGUGAGUGUACUGUACACCUGUAUAAUGUAUAUUUUAAUAUUUAUAUGCAGCUGUUGUAUUAAAGUAUAUUUUUAAAAUAAAAACGGGGCAGUGUUUCUUUAAUGUCCGUUAGAUUUAGGAGUUCAUUUAUUCCUGUAAUGAAGGUAAAACUGAUUAUUAGAUGUAAUAAGAAGCAGCCUCUGUUUCUCCUUUGUCUAAUUGUUUUGUGCUAUUUUUCAGGUGUUAUCUAUGAAGCAGUGAGGUGAUGGUGCGAUCAAUUAAAGGUGUUUUGUCUUGUCAGCACCUGGAGACAACAGCAGUCAGGAUUUGCAUUUCCUCUGUGGGCUCAGCAGCUCCACCAGCAGGCCACACACGGCGUUACAGCCUCAGUUAUGAAAAUAGCUUUUACAUAACUUCAUCCUAAAGGAAUGAAGGUGAUGACUGCCCUUUGGAAGUUUUUGGCUUGUACUGGCAGUGAUUGUUUUACAGGCCGGCGAUGAUUGUCACCCACAGGAUCCAACUCACCAGUUUAGUGUUGACAAGUGCCAAAAGCCUGAUCAUUCCCCUCCUUCUCUCAGGAGCCAUUUUAGCCCUCAGUGUUGUCUAACAGGUCAGCAACUUUAAGACUUCCUCCUACUCUUACUGUUGGCAAAAAACUCAACAAUCAAAACCUUGAUAAAACUCAUUUUAAAGUAUCAACUCAACCGUCUUUCCUGAGUUCACGUCCCUGAUAAUCCUUAAAUCACUGUAUUGUGUCACUCGUCAUCUUGGAAAUAUCAGAUGAGAAAACAAACUCGGCACAAGUUUCUUAUCUGAUUGGUGGAACCAGUUUGUCUGUAAGGCAGUACUGGGAGAUUAAAUUCACCAAGACCAGCCAUCUGACACACCCUUUCCUGUCUGCAGUGAGUACACAAACACACACAACCAACAAAAGCCAACAUUCAUUACAAAAUGAUCCUUUAUUGGAUUGGAACUGUUUCUAUUCACAUUGAUGUUAAAGGUACCUUAAUCACAAACAUCAAAGUCAAGUGUUCCCCUCAGUGAUUUACUGUUUAACAUUGCACAAUGCCCAGCUCUGGAAAGACACUCAACGACUGAUCAGGAGUCAAAACAUCAGAGCAGCAGAAAUCCUACGAUCCACAUCACGAUGAAGGAAGAGGUCUUAGGUUUUUGAUUCAUUUUGACAAUCGCGAGGUAAACGAGGACGUCAGAAAUAAAAAAAAAAAAGAAAUGACUCUGUCAGAGCUCAGAUUUCAGACUUUUGGCUGCUGUGUCAGAGGAUUACUGGUUCAGGAACUGAGAGUGGAGAAGUGCUAUUGAAGUACAGAUGAAGACGAAGGUUAGAAACUCACACUGACAGUUUGACAAGGUCGCAUCAGAACUCAUCUGUGUCAGGACGAACAGAAGAGAAAGGAGAGCGAGUGUGUAGAGAACAUAUUUAGCACAAGCGGAAUCACAGUUAAGCUCUCGAACAGCUCCACUUUGAACAAGCAAACAUUCGCACAGUACAGGUUAGAAAACAGCUUCUUUUCAAACAAUAGAGUCAUCAUCUUUUAAUUUGAUGAAUCAUGUCCCGUCCCUCUGAUUUAAAAAAUCCAUAAAAUUAAUUACAAAUCAUCACUUUGGACAUAAAACAAAUCUCCCACUGUGGGAUCGACACAUUAUUUCACUUCUCAGGAAGUUUCAGCAGGUGCUACUCAGACACAUAUUUGCAUCGUCAUGGUUGUUACACAGCUGUAUCAGUCCAUCAGCACACAACAUGAUGCCAAGACUCACUGAAAAAAACUAAACGAGCACAACAGUGGCUUCAUUUACAGCUACAGUAAAAACAAUAAAAUAAACCCUUUUCUCUCAGAAUAAGGCUUUUUUCCUUGAAAAUGGCUUUAAAGUAGUUUAUUUUUAAAUGUUCAGCACAUAUUGAGAUUUUUUCUGCUGUGCCCCAGCAUCCAUCCUGGCCCCAGGGAUAAGACCAGAUUCUUCCCUUUUGUGGAGUCACUGCAUUUAGAAAUCAGGCGGCAUUUGCUUAAAUCAGGCCUCCAGGGUCGUCGUCUGUUUUCAGCGCCUUCAUCCAGACGCUGAGCAGAUCUCUCAGCAUAUUACAGCUAAAAUGCCUCUUGGCUCUGUCUUUGCUCUGAUAAAAAUCUGGGCUGGAUGGGGGUCUUGGCAGGACAACAGUGGCAUUCAAGUAUCAAAGCACAAUCUGAGGCCAGAGCUGUGCAGCUGACAUCAUUGGUCUGCAGGAUUGCUUUCGAGGAAAUCAUCCCAUCGGGACGGACAGAGGUGCAGAUGAAACACUAUCCCUGAUGGUAGAAGAGUGCUGCUGCACUCACAACGAUCGCCCGCUGUGGUAUCACCUCACUGAGGAGCAAUGCUAAAUCAGUUGUGGGGGUGUGAAUGUUUCGGCUGUGAGAUGAUGGUAAGAGCAGGUUUUUUGUUGAUGCUGUUGCACAAAGGUUUUUGGGUGAAACAAAAAUCGGCGACAGCUUCUUCAUCUUUGCUUUCUUUGUCUGCAGAUGUUUCCCUACUCUCACAGCCACAAUAACAGACUAUUUUAAGAUUCUCAGCACUUGAGGGGCAAAACUGUCAAGUUUAGCUUCAGCAUGGUGCCAGAGGAAAAAGGUUUGUUGUAGAAAUCAAGGAGGCUGUCAGGGUUGGCUCAGCUUUUUCAACUCAGCUGUUUGAUGUGAAUGAUAACAUUAGCAUGAGCACGGUAACAUGCAAACAGUCCUGUUACACUGCUGUUUCAGUCACACCACCAAGCUAACAUGCUAAAACGAGCAUGCUAAUAUUUUGCAGGCUAUGUGCUGCUGUGUUCAUGUGAUACUGGAGCUAACAACUGUUACAUAUGUCUCACAACAUCUGAUCUAUAUAAACUCAGUCAGUCUGCACACGACGCCCUGCAUCCGCGCUGCUUUUCUCUGAAUAUUAACUCCCUUCAUCUCCCCAGCCUCCUCUUGCAUUAGCAUUUAGUUGCAUGUGAAUUCUGAAUAUUUUUAAUGUGUAUUCAUGU